This is a messenger RNA of Ylistrum balloti, 12216 nucleotides long. Its product is annotated as dynein axonemal heavy chain 3-like. Gene Ontology annotation, biological process: microtubule-based movement. Gene Ontology annotation, molecular function: minus-end-directed microtubule motor activity; dynein intermediate chain binding; dynein light intermediate chain binding. The record is from RefSeq and is a predicted model, not a curated record. Bases 1 to 12216 code for a protein of 4071 amino acids. The transcript is spliced from 73 exons. NCBI's taxonomy places the organism in Eukaryota, Metazoa, Mollusca, Bivalvia, Pectinida, Pectinidae. Gene Ontology annotation, cellular component: dynein complex.
AUGGCAAUGGAAAGAGCAAAGUAUGUUGAAACUCCAGUCCAGAGUUGCAGUAAAACGAGAGGUUUACCAGGGUUACCCCCAUUACCAUCCACCAUGAAGGAACCUUCAGAUUUAUAUAAGAUUGUCCUACGGAACAGUGAACAUCCACCAAUCAUGAAAGGAACAUCUUGGACACUGGCUGCUCCUUAUAAAGAGCAGAAAUUUCACAGAACACCCAGCGAAUCAAUAGCAAAUAAUUACACCCCAACAGCUAGUGAUCUAAAACUCAGAGAUCUACCCAAGCUUGUCAGAUCAAAAACCAAGCUAUCUAAAGCUCCUUUAGGGAGUCCUCGGUCCAAUGGCUUCACAAGGGGUAAAACUAUAUUAGAAGAUAAUAAAGGCAAAGUGGAAAAUGGUGUGAAUGGAGUUAAUGGUGAACAAAAAAAUGGAAUGAAUGGAUUUGAGGUAUUACCAGAUAUCCAGGACCUACCCCCUAGCCGCCCUAUGACUCCAAAUGAACAAAUGGACAUUAUGUUGGCUAUCGAGGAAGAGAAUAGACAGCAAACAGGAGAACCCACAGAAAGGGAUGAAGCUAGGUACUACUACUACAUACAGAAAGGUAUUCGUCGUGAGAUGCUUGCACCACCUCACCCCGACACCAUGAAGAAUAUCAGUCAACUUGUACCCAGUACCUUGUUGUCCAGUGUUGAACUAAAAGGCAUGGUGGAGGACCUCACAAAGGAAGUCAGCGAUGACUAUGAGUUCAGCAUUCGCAAAACCAUUGUUGACUAUAUCCUGAAAGAUCCUACAGAGAAAGAUAGACUGCAUAUAGCAUGGACUCCAAAACCAUUCCAGAAAAGGAUUAUCCGGGCGCCAGUUCCAUGGCACUCUACCUACAGAGAUAUGAAGGGUUACAACACAGAACACCUCUUCAUCACCAACCCAAUCAUGCUGGAACUCCAGGACAUUUGGUUUAACCAGUUUAACAGUCUGAGGUUUGUGAAUCUAAAAGAAUUGAGGGAGGCUGACCUUCCCCUUCUUCCCAAUGAGUUUGAGUCUCUGGUAAAGAAACAAUGCUGGGAGGCUCAUGAAGUACUCCGUAAAAGCUGGAUCCCUACUUGUGCAAAGAUAUUUGUGGACAAGAAUGAUCUUUGGCAACAUCUGGUGCCUCCAAAUGACACAGACUCCACUCAGCUGGUGGAGGAGUUCUUUGCUUGUGUAGCGGCACUCAUGUCAAUACAGCUGCGCUCCAUGGUCAUCAACUCUCUGGUAGACUUCCUAGAGUUCUUUGAAACUCACAAGGGAGGCAAUGACUUUGGUGACACAUUUGAUGAGCUCCAGUAUGUAAUGGACCAAGUGAUGAUCAUCAAGCUUAGAGUGGAUGAACCAAGGAUUCAGUUUGAUCCUCCAUUCAGGGAGAUAAGGGACAUCAUUCUCAGAUGUUUCUCUGAAAUCAUCGCUAGCGGAGAAGGUCUUACAAGGGUGGAGUGUGAAUUGUUCCCAGACAUGCGUGCCCAGAGGCUGCUGUUGAGGAGUGUAAAAAUAGAGGAAACGCUGGUCACUGACUAUGUAGACAAGGCCAUGGACAUUUUCAAAAUUAACACUACGGGACCACAAAAAUACUUGAACACCUACAAAAAGUACUCUGAUCUUUUGGACAACAAGGCUGAUCAAGAUGUUGCAUCAUUCCUCAGGGAAAAGCAUUCAAUUGAGGCAUUCAAAAAGAAAAUCAUCAGUUUCCAAGACUUGAAGGAUGAGAUCAGCCUGCUUCGUAUCACUGUACCACUCAGCAUGUUCUGUUUGGAUUGUGUCAACCUUAACAAUGACCUUUGUGCUCGAGCUAUGAGGUUGAAAGAGAAGCUGGUCACACACCAAGUGGAUGAAAACAGAGAACUCAACAGAGGAAUCUGUAAGCGUUAUGAUGAGAUGGCUGACAAAGUCAGUGAGAUUCCAGAGACAACCAAGGAACUAGUAGAUACUCAGGAGUACCUCAAAACGUCAUCGGAUAUAACAGUGUACAAACUGAAGGAUGAAAUAGAGGAUGCCACCAGUCGCCUGAUGUUUCUCUUAGACUACGCCAUCUUCCCAUUGGAAGACACCAAACUAAACAGUCUUGUGUUCCUUUGGCCGGAUCACAUCAAGUCGGUGUUUGAGUUGUCCCAAUCCAGGAUUGUCAACAAACGUGAUCAUAUUGAAGAUGAAUUGAAGAGAAGAACACAGGCAUAUGAAGAAAAACUCAAUGACAUGGUUAAGGAAGUAGAGUCAUUCAGGAAGAAAGAGUUCCUAAGUGAGGAAGCCAUGAGGACCAACACAGAACAGCUGGCAGCCCUCACCACUAACCUUGAGACUGCUCGAGAGGAACUGGAGGGUAUCAAUGAAGAGGAACGACUACUGGAAUGGGAGACAAGUGAAUUCCCUCAGUUGAAAACCAUGUUCACCACAAAGGAACCAUAUGAAAAAUUAUGGGGAACUGCAUACACUUUCCACCAGAAACACGAGAAGUGGCUCACUGGUCCUUUCCAGGGCUUGAAUGCUGAGGAGAUAGAGACAGAAGUGUCAGAUAUGUGGAGAACCAUGUACAAGCUGACCAAAUCCUUCAAUGACCAAGCAGGACCAAGGAGAAUUGCUGACAACACCAAAAACAAGAUUGAUAAAUUCAAACAACAUCUUCCCAUUCUUCAGACCAUCUGUAAUCCUGGUAUCCGGGAUCGUCAUUGGGAGUCUAUGAGCAAGAUUGUUGGAUUUGAUCUGAAACCCCAAGCAGAGACAUCUCUCAGCAACAUGUUAGAGUAUGGUCUCAGCAAACAUCUUCAGAAGCUGGAGGAGAUUGGGGCUGCUGCAGCCAAAGAACAUUCGUUGGAAAAAGCUCUGGAGAAGAUGAAAUUUGAAUGGAAGGAUCAGUGCUUCGAACUCAUCCCUUAUAGGGAAACGGGUGUGUGUAUCCUCACGGCCCCAGAUGAAAUCCAGGUGUUACUAGAUGACCACAUUGUUAAAUCCCAGACAAUGAGGGGCUCACCAUUCAUAAAACCAUUUGAGACAGAAAUGAAGGAGUGGGAGGAAAAGUUAGUCACCAUGCAGGACAUUCUUGAUGAGUGGCUGAAGUGCCAAGCCACCUGGUUGUACUUGGAGCCUAUAUUCAGUUCUGAGGAUAUCCUGGCCCAGAUGCCCGAAGAAGGUCGUAAAUUUGGCAUUGUGGACAACAUCUGGCGAGAUGUGAUGGGAGAGGCCAUCAAAGACAAUCAUUGUCUGGUUGCUACCGACCAGAACAAUAUGCUUGGCAGGCUUCGUGAAUCCAAUCGUCUCUUGGAAGAAAUUCAGAAGGGACUGAAUGCUUACUUGGAGAAAAAACGCCUUUACUUUCCAAGGUUUUUCUUCCUGUCCAAUGAUGAGUUGUUAGAAAUCCUAUCAGAGACCAAGGACCCGAUGAGAGUACAGCCUCAUUUGAAAAAAUGUUUUGAGGGCAUCAGUCGUUUGGACUUUUCAGAGACCCAAGAAAUCCUUGGCAUGAUAUCUUCAGAAAAUGAAACUGUCCCCUUCAACUCCAAGAUCAUUCCAGCAAAAGCAAAGGGUAUGGUUGAGAAGUGGUUGCUACAAGUGGAAGAUGUGAUGAUUAGCAGUCUCAGAAAGGUUAUCAUUGAGUCCUUGGAAGCCUACAAGGUCACCAAUAGGAAUAACUGGGUGUUGGAAUGGGCUGGCCAGGUGGUCAUUUGUGUAUCGUCCAUCUACUGGACUACAGAGGUGUCAGAGGCUAUGAUGGAGCCAGGAGGACUGAAGAAAUAUCACCUGAAAUGUAAUGAUCAGAUAGCUGAUAUUGUACAACUUGUGAGAGGCAAAUUGGAGACAGGUCACAGGGUUACUUUGGGAGCUCUCACUGUGAUAGAUGUACAUGCUCGUGACGUUGUGGCUAAACUUGCUGAGGACAAUGUGUCCAGUCCUAAUGAUUUUGAUUGGCUGGCUCAGUUGCGGUACUACUGGGACAAGGAUGACGUGAUAGUACGCAUGAUCACGACAGACACUGCCUAUGGCUAUGAGUAUCUUGGCAACAGUGGUCGUCUGGUCAUUACUCCCCUCACAGACAGAUGUUACAGAACAUUGAUGGGAGCUCUGAAGCUGAAUCUUGGAGGUGCUCCAGAAGGACCAGCAGGAACAGGCAAAACUGAAACAUGCAAAGAUCUGGCUAAAGCUGUGGCAAAGCAGUGUGUGGUGUUCAACUGUUCAGAUGGAUUGGAUUUCAAAGCUAUGGGAAAAUUUUUCAAGGGUUUGGCCCAAGCUGGGGCAUGGGCUUGUUUUGAUGAGUUCAACCGUAUAGAGCUUGAGGUAUUGUCUGUAGUGGCACAACAGAUUGCCAGUAUUCAGAACGCCAUUGCUGCCCAACUCAAGCGCUUCAUUUUUGAGGGAACUGAACUGUCACUGAAUCCCACCUGUACCAUGUUUAUCACCAUGAACCCUGGUUAUGCUGGCCGACAAGAGUUGCCAGAUAACCUAAAAGUGUUAUUCAGAACAGUAGCUAUGAUGGUGCCUGACUACGGAAUGAUAGGAGAGAUCUCCCUGUACUCCAUGGGUUUUGUAAAUGCCAGAAGUCUUGCCAACAAAAUCGUGGCAACAUACAAACUGUGCUCUGAACAACUGUCCUCUCAACACCACUAUGACUACGGUAUGAGAGCCGUCAAGUCUGUACUCACAGCAGCUGGCAACCUAAAGUUGAAAUAUCUUGACCAGGAUGAAGCAAUUCUUCUUCUGAAGGCUAUCAUGGAUGUUAACUUGCCAAAGUUUUUGGCUCAGGACGUACCCCUGUUUGAAGGUAUCAUAUCUGAUUUGUUCCCUGGAGUGGAAUGUCCAAAGCCUGAUUACGGUGCCUUCAUGGAUGCUCUGAAAGAAAACACAGUGAAAAUGAAACUACAAACUGUACCCUGGUUCCUGGAAAAGAUUAUACAGGUGUAUGAGAUGAUCCUGGUGCGUCACGGAUUAAUGGUGGUUGGUGAACCUCUAGGAGGGAAGACAAAAGGCUGGCAGGUCCUUGCCGCAGCCCUAACUGACCUUCAAGCUAUUGGGGCUUUUGAUGAGUUUAAAACAGUGUACAGAAUCAUUAACCCAAAGGCCAUCACUAUGGGUCAAUUGUAUGGAUGCUUUGAUCCAGUAUCUCAUGAAUGGACUGAUGGUGUUUUAGCCAACACAUUCCGAGAAUAUGCCAGUAACCCUAACACUGACAGGAAGUGGAUUCUCUUUGAUGGCCCUGUGGAUGCUGUCUGGAUUGAGAAUAUGAACACUGUAUUGGAUGAUAACAAAAAGUUGUGUCUGAUGAGUGGCGAGAUCAUUCAGAUGAGCAACAAGAUGAACCUAAUAUUUGAGCCUGCUGACCUGGAGCAAGCUUCACCAGCUACAGUAAGCAGAUGUGGUAUGAUCUACCUGGAACCCCAUCAGAUGGGCUGGCGACCAUUCAAGGACUCCUACAUGCAGCAUGAAUUGCCACAGAAUCUGUCUCAAGAAAACAAGGACCUUGUCAAUGACUUGUUUGAAUGGCUAAUUGAGCCUUGUCUGUAUUUCAUUAACAAAAAGUGCAAGCUGUUUUUACAAACAUCAGAUAUGCACCUAGUUCAGUCCCUGAUGAGGCUAUACACAUGUCUUUUAGAUGAGAUUGCUGACUCCGUCAACAACCCACCAGUAGAGGGAGAGGAGACCACUCGAGAUGUUCUCUCCAAUCAGCAGAUUACCCUGUGGCUGCAAGGUCUGUUUGUAUUCUCCCUCAUCUGGACAGUGGGUGGCACCAUAACUGGUGAUAGCAGAAAGAAGUUUGAUCAAUACUUCCGCAAUAUCCUCAGUGGUACUGAUGCUGACCACCCCAAACCCAAGAGCAUCAAGAUCACCAAGAGUAACAUGAUCCCAGACAGGGCCACUAUCUAUGACUUCAGUUUUGAAAAGAAAGGUGGAGGAAACUGGAUUGACUGGUUGGAUACCAUUGAUCGUGCUUCUAUGACCAUUCCUGCUGAUGCAAAGGUGAGUGAGAUUACUGUACCUACAGCUGAGACUGCAAGACAGACUUUCUUUCUCGACACCUACCUCAAGCACGAGCAGUCCACACUGUUUAUUGGUCCUACAGGUACUGGUAAAUCUGCCAUCACCAACAACUACCUCCUCAGUUUGCCUAAGGAUGUAUAUGUGGCGAACUGCAUUAACUUCUCUGCCAGAACCUCAGCCAAUCAGACACAGGACAUUGUUAUGUCAAAGCUGGACAGGAGGAGAAAGGGUGUGUUUGGUCCUCCAAUGGGGAAGAAGUCUGUAGUGUUUGUCGAUGACUUGAAUAUGCCAGGCAAGGAGAAGUACGGAGCACAGCCUCCUAUUGAGUUACUGAGACAGUGGCUUGACCAUGGACACUGGUAUGAUAGGAAGGACACAACCAAAGUAUUCCUUACUGAUGUGCUGUUUGUGUCAGCUAUGGGCCCCCCUGGAGGAGGACGUAAUGAUAUCACCAGUCGGUUCACACGCCACCUUAAUAUUACAUCAAUAGAUGAGUUUGAUGACAAUACUAUGACAAGAAUUUUCACCAACAUUACUGACUGGCAUUUUGGAAAAGGUUUUGAUGGUUCAUUUGUGAGAAAUGGCAAGUUGAUUGUAGCUGCAACAAUGGGAGUGUAUAAAAAUGCUAUUCAGAGCUUUUUACCUACACCGUCAAAGAGUCACUAUGUGUUCAACUUGCGUGACUUUGCUCGUGUGAUUCGUGGAGUACUGCUUGUCCCUCAUACAAAUAUGAGCGAGACUGACAAGCUGUUCCGACUGUGGAUACAUGAAGUGUACAGAGUGUUCUACGACCGUCUCAUUGACAAUGAGGACCGAGAGAUGUUUUUCAAUAUUGUGAAGGAGCAAUGCUCCAAUCAUUUCAAGACAAACAUGGACAAGCUACUUGGUCAUUUAUCAAAGAGUGGAUCUGUGGUGGAUGACAACAUCAGGAACUUGUUCUUUGGUGACUUCAUGAUACAGGAGAACAAAAUUUAUGAUGAAAUCUCUGACUUCAAAGAACUCUCAUCCAUGAUGGAAUAUUAUUUGGAUGAGUACAACAUGAUCAGUAAGGCACCCAUGCAUCUUGUGAUGUUCAAGUUCGCCAUUGAACACAUUUCCCGUGUGAGCCGAGUCCUGUUACAGGACAGUGGAAAUGCUCUCCUAGUUGGUAUUGGGGGCAGUGGUAGACAGAGUGCUGCUAAACUGGCCACCUUCAUGGCUGACUAUGAUAUCUUCAUGAUUGAGAUCACCAAGAACUACUCCAAUAACGAGUGGAGGGAAGACCUUAAAAGGCUCCUACUGAAAGCAGGAUGCGAGAACAAGCCCAUCACUUUCCUGUUUGCUGACACACAAAUUAAAGAUGAAUCCUUCAUGGAGGACAUCAGUAUGAUCCUUAACACUGGAGAUGUGCCCAAUCUAUUCGCUUCAGACGAGAAGGCAGAACUCAUUGAGAAAAUGCAGGCUGUAGCAAGAGCUGAGGGAAAGAAAAUGGAUGCCACCCCUCUAGCCAUGUAUAACUACUUCAUUGAGAAGGUGAUGCAGAACUUACACGUCGUACUGGCUAUGAGUCCUAUUGGUGAUGCUUUCAGGAACCGACUCCGAAUGUUUCCGUCUCUCAUCAAUUGUUGCACCAUAGAUUGGUUUCAGCCGUGGCCGUCUGAUGCUUUGGAAAUGGUGGCCAAUAAGUUCCUGGAGGAGGUGGAGCUAGAGGAUCACAUGCGCAAGUCAUGUGUAGUCAUGUGUAAACAUUUCCAUGAAAGUGUGCACCAGCUUUCUACCAGUUUCUUUGAGCAAUUACGGAGACAUAACUAUGUGACCCCUACAUCUUACCUUGAACUGAUCAUGACAUUUAAAACUCUGUUGGGCCUGAAGCGUGAUGAAAUCAGCUCCCUUCGUAAUCGCUACCUCGUUGGUUUGGAAAAACUUGACUUUGCAGCUUCACAGGUAUCUGUGAUGCAACAAGAGCUGCGGGAACUGCAGCCAGAACUCAUCAAAACAUCCGCAGAGACAGAAAAGUUGAUGAUAAAAAUAGAGCAGGAUACAGUUGAAGUUGAGGCCAAGAAAGAGGUGGUAGCUGCUGACGAAGCUGUUGCCAAUGAAGCAGCUGCAGCUGCUCAGGCCAUCAAGGAUGAAUGUGAAAGUGAGCUGGCUGAGGCUAUCCCAGCCCUGGAGGCUGCCAUAGCUGCACUCAAUACACUCAAACCUGCUGACAUCACACUUGUCAAAUCCAUGAAGAAUCCCCCACCUCCUGUAAAGUUGGUGAUGGAGUCUAUUUGUGUAAUGUUGGGUAUGAAGUCGGAGAGGAAGCCUGACCCAAGUGGCUCAGGUAAAAUGAUUGAAGACUACUGGGGGCCAUCUCAGAAGGUACUUAGUGACUUCAAGUUCCUUGACAAGCUGAAAACUUAUGACAAGGACAACAUACCACCUGCUAUUAUCAAGAAGAUUAGAGAAAAGUAUAUGACCAACCCAGACUUUGAUCCUAACCUGAUUAAGAAUGCCUCAACUGCCUGUGAGGGGCUGUGUAGAUGGGUGAAAGCCAUGGAUAUCUAUGACAGAGUAGCAAAAGUGGUGGCUCCCAAGAAAAUCAAACUACAAGGUGCUGAGGCAGAACUCGCCAUCCAGAUGGACAAACUCAACGAGAAACGUGCACAACUCAAACAGGUGACGGACAAACUCCAGGCUCUCAAUGAUGAAUUUGAAGAGAUGACACAAAAGAAAAAGGACUUGGAGGCUAACAUUGAUGUUUGUGAGAAAAAACUUGAUCGUGCAGAGAAACUCAUUGGUGGUCUUGGGGGAGAAAAAGACAGAUGGACAGAGGCUGCCCGCCUGUUGGGAGAGAAAUUCAUCAACAUCACUGGUGAUGUGCUAUUGUCAUCUGGAGUGGUGGCUUAUCUUGGUGCCUUCACAGUCUCCUUCAGGAAUGAAAUCAUCAAAGAUUGGCAUGGUGCUUCAAAGGAUAAUGAAAUUCCUUGCUCAGAGAUUUUCUCACUGAAUGCAACCCUAGGUGACCCAGUGAAGAUCCGAGCAUGGAAUAUUGCUGGUCUGCCUGUAGAUUCCUUCAGUGUUGACAAUGGCAUCGUAGUAAAUAACUCCCGCAGAUGGCCUCUGAUGAUCGAUCCUCAAGGUCAGGCCAACAAAUGGGUGAAAGCAAUGGAAAAGGACAAUAAACUGGGAAUUAUCAAAUUGUCUGACACCAAUUAUUUGAGGACUCUGGAGAAUGCUAUCCAGUUUGGUACCCCAAUCCUACUGGAGAAUGUUGCAGAGGAACUUGACCCAAUCCUAGAUUCCAUUUUACAGAAACUGACAUUUAAACAACAAGGUGUUGAGUACAUACGUCUGGGAGACAGUGUUAUAGAAUAUUCAAAUGACUUCAAAUUAUACAUCACCUCAAGACUGAGGAACCCACACUACCUACCAGAGGUUUCUGUAAAGGUGUGUCUGGUAAACUUUAUGAUCACUCCACAAGGCCUUGAGGAUCAGCUGCUGGGUAUUGUGGCAGCUAAAGAGAAACCAGAGCUUGAGGAAAAGAAAAACGUCCUUAUUCUGGAAAGUGCCCAGAACAAAAAACAGCUCAAGGAAAUUGAAGACAAGAUUCUGGAGGUCCUCUCAUCCUCUCAGGGUAACAUUUUAGAGGAUGAAACAGCCAUCAAAAUUCUGUCCUCAUCCAAAGUCUUGUCAGAAGAGAUCUCAGCCAAACAGGAAGUGGCAGCUAAGACAGAACUAGAGAUUGAUCAGACCAGGAAUGGUUAUAAGCCUGUGGCUGUGCAUUCUUCAAUCCUCUUUUUCUGUAUCUCAGAUCUGGCCAACAUUGAACCUAUGUACCAGUAUUCUCUUACAUGGUUCAUCAACCUUUACCUUCAGUCCAUCCUAAACAGUUCACCAUCCAAUGAGCUAGAUGAGCGAAUUUUUAACCUGAAUGACCACUUUACCAACAGUAUAUACCGAAAUGUGUGUCGUUCCCUGUUUGAGAAAGACAAACUUCUCUUUUCCUUUGUACUAUGUGUGGGCAUUCUGAAGGGCCAGUUUAAUGCCAGAGUAGGCCGAGUGGAUGAAGAUGUAUGGCGUUUCCUAUUAACCGGAGGAGUAGCUCUGGAGAACCCACAUGCCAACCCUGCCCCAGAGUGGCUAGGAGACAAGUCAUGGGGAGAGCUUGUACGAGCCAGCAACCUACCAAACAUGAAAGGACUAUUCCAACAUGUCAGGGAUAACAUUGGAGAGUGGAAAAAGAUGUAUGACUCUCCAACCCCACAGACUCACAAGUACCCAAGUCCCUUUGACACCCUUAGAGGCUUGUUCAAGAUGGUGGUAUUGAGAUGUCUGCGACCAGACAAAAUUGUUCCUGCUGUUCAAAAUUUCAUCGUGGAAAAUCUUGGUCAGUCUUACAUUGAACCGCCGACCUUUGACCUGGCAGGAUCAUUCCGAGAUUCCAACUGUUGUGCACCUCUGAUCUUUGUAUUGUCACCCGGAGCUGAUCCCAUGAUGGCUCUGCUCAAGUUUGGUGAGAGUAAAGGAUACUCUACAGCUGCUGGUACUAUCCAGACCAUUUCUCUUGGUCAGGGCCAGGGUCCAAUAGCAGCAGGUAUGAUUGAUGCAGCAAUCAAAAAUGGUUCCUGGGUAGUGCUGCAGAACUGCCAUCUGGCCACCAGCUGGAUGCCCAAGUUAGAGAAGAUAUGUGAGGAAGUGAUUGUACCUGAAGUGACCCAUAAGGAGUUUCGCCUUUGGCUGACCAGUUACCCAUCAGAGCAGUUCCCAGUAUCUAUCUUACAGAAUGGUGUGAAGAUGACCAAUGAGCCACCUAAGGGAUUGCGAGCCAAUCUUUUGCGGUCUUACCUCAAUGACCCUAUCUCUGAUGCCUCCUUCUUUGGCGGUUGCAACAAACCUGUUAAGUUCCACAAGAUGUUGUUUGGGCUGUCAUUCUUCCAUGCUAUGGUACAGGAACGCAGGAAGUUUGGUCCCUUGGGAUGGAAUAUUCCAUAUGAAUUCAAUGAAUCUGAUCUACGUAUCAGUCUCCGGCAGAUGUUGAUGUUCCUGAAUGAUUACGAGGAGCUGCCUCUUCCUGCUCUCACCUAUUUGACUGGCCAGUGUAACUAUGGUGGUCGUGUAACAGAUGACAAGGACCGACGACUCCUUGUCUCUAUCCUUUCCAUCUUCUUCACAGAGGAAAUCAUCACCAACAAGGACUACAAGUUUUCUCCAAGUGGACUGUACUAUGCCCCAGAGGAAGGUGAACAUCAAAGCUACAUUGACUACAUCAGGACUCUACCCAUUAACCCUAAUCCAGAAGUAUUUGGGCUACAUGAAAAUGCUGAUAUCAGCAAAGACAAUCAAGAAACACAGUUGUUAUUUGACAACAUCUUACUUACUCUUCCAAGACAACAAAGCAAGGGAGGUAAAUCUACUGCCUCCGUCAUUCAGGACCUGUCUGCUGAUAUCCUCAGCAAGUUGCCAGCAGACUUUGACAUGGAGCAUGUGAUAAAUAAGUACCCUGUAGUAUACAACGAGUCGAUGAACACAGUACUGAGACAGGAGCUCAUCCGUUUUAAUCGUCUGACAAAAGUGGUGCGAAUUUCACUGAUCAAUUUACAGAAAGCCAUCAAGGGACUGGUGCUCAUGUCCUCAGACCUUGAGGAGGUGUUUCAGAGCAUGCUUAAUGGCAAAGUGCCUACAGUGUGGGCCUCAAAGUCCUACCCUUCACUUAAACCCAUGGGUAGUUAUAUCAACGACCUUUUGGCAAGAUUGAAAUUCUUUUCUGAAUGGAUAGAUGCUGGAAUUCCUCCAACUUUCUGGCUUUCAGGAUUUUACUUCACACAGUCCUUCCUUACAGGUGUGUCUCAGAACUAUGCACGGAAGUAUACCAUUCCCAUUGACGCUGUUGGUUUUGAGUUUGAAGUGACAAAGGAAGAGAAGGAAAUGACUGAAAAACCUGAAAAUGGAGCCUUUGUUUAUGGUUUGUUCUUAGAAGGAUCUCGCUGGGACCGAGACAAAAUGGUAUUGGGAGAAUCCUUACCAAAGAUUCUUUUCGACCCCAUGCCUGUGAUCUGGCUGAAACCCAACCGUAUGGACCAGUUUGCUAAAGCGAACACAUAUUCCUGUCCUGUGUACAAGACCAGUGCCAGACGAGGUGUUCUGUCCACCACUGGUCACUCCACCAACUUUGUCCUCUUUAUAGAACUGGCAUCAGACAAGACUCAGGAUCACUGGAUUAAUCGCGGUGUGGCCGCCCUGUGUCAGCUUGAUGACUAA